Molecule: messenger RNA, 4152 nt
Organism: Ictalurus furcatus (blue catfish)
Lineage: Eukaryota; Metazoa; Chordata; Actinopteri; Siluriformes; Ictaluridae
Product: zinc finger protein 341-like
Exons: 5
Coding region: 438-1343 (301 amino acids)
Source: RefSeq, a predicted model, not a curated record
GAGAUAAAACUGUCCACUGGAUAUCGUGGUAGUUUAGUACCGAGUAUACAUCGUGAUCUCGUACGUACCGGUGUAAAACACGAACUCCUAGGAUACUUCGUUUUAAACCGCAGUACGUUUGUGUAGAGAUGACUUUUGGUAUCGCUUUUCCUCUCCCGAUACUGAUCCUGAAAGCUUGAGCGUCAGCAGAUUAUCGAUACCCGUUCCGGAUUUUUCUUCAUCACUACUGAGCUCUAAAAUGAUUAUUUAAAAAAGAAACCUUAAAUACUUCCGCUUCUGUCCCUCUCCACGGCUCGAUCACAGAUUUAACGUUUCCUGUGGGUUUUUUUCUUUCUCUUCUCCCCCUUUUUCAGACAUUUUAUUUGAUCACUUUCUGCGCUUCUAGUUACUAAAUUUCAGCUCUGCACUAGUUUGUACAGAAAAAACAGCGCGUCGUCAUGUCUAGAAUAGCGGUUUUAAAUCCUCUUGUUUGUUUGUUUGCAGAUGAUGAUGACGUCUUCCUGUGUGGGAAGUGUAAGAAGCAGUUCAACUCCUUGCCGGCGUUCUUGACUCACAAAAGGGAGCAGUGCCAGCAGAACACGCCCUCGCUCGCCACCGUGUCACUGGCGUCCAGCAACACUUACACGCCUGUACCCUCGGUCAGCGCCGUGCCACAACCUCCGGCCAACAGACAGGUGUCGACGUACAUCACGGUGCCGCCGGCUCCUCUCACACACACCUUGGUGCAGGGGAACGUUCUGGUGAGCGACGAGGUUCUCAUGUCGGCCAUCUCGGCGUUCACGUCCAUGGACACCCCAGUCACGGCCAUGCAGGCUUCCUCUCAGAGUAAUUUGAGCCUGCCCAGUGCAGCAUCAUACCUGCAGCACCAACCACAGGCCUCUCAGCCCCUCCCACUGGCCCAGGCUCCACCCCUUUCUGCACAGGUUCCCACCAGUAUCAACAGCCCAAUAGUGCAGGUGUACAGCACACUGCCCCCGAUGGCUGGAGGAGGAAACGCAGAGGUCCACACACUCGGCCUCCAACAGUUCCAGUCUGUUCAGGGUGGUGGUGGUCAGUGUGCGGACAGUCAGACUGCAGCCUUCAGCAGCGCUCCCGUUUACAGUUCGGCUAAACCGGCACAGAAGCUGAAGAGCUGCAGCAGCACCGUGACUCUGAGCGAGCUGAGCGAAUACGACAAGGUCAUCAUCCCCAAAAAGACCCGCAACUCCAAGAAAGGCCAGGAAGCAGGUCAAACAAAAGCCAAAGGUCAGAAGCUUAAGUGCAGUUUCUGUGACGAGGUUACUCAGGAUAAAGAGAACACAUCCAGCGAGCAAGAGCACGGUCCGAGUAAAAGUCGAGCGUGAGAGAUCGGGGGGAAUGCGCCAGGGCUUCCACGUGGAGUCGGUGCAAUCGACGAUUUCAAAACACCGGUACGGAUCGUCCUUUAUUUUCUAUGACAUUUUGCUUAUGUGCCGUUUUAUUGUGGAGAUAACAGAGCGAUCUUCUGGUGCGACGACUCAGGCGCUCGUCUAACGCACACGUGCUCUACGUGUCCGAUUGCGGCGCUCCGAGAUAAAACUGUCCACUGGAUAUCGUGGCAGUUUAGUACCGAGUAUACAUCGUGAUCUCGUACGUACCGGUGUAAAACACGAACUCCUAGGAUACUUCGUUUUAAACCGCAGUACGUUUGUGUAGAGAUGACUUUUGGUAUCGCUUUUCCUCUCCCGAUACUGAUCCUGAAAGCUUGCGCGUCAGCAGAUUAUCGAUACCCGUUCCGGAUUUUUCUUCAUCACUACUGAGCUCUAAAAUGAUUAUUUAAAAAAGAAACCUUAAAUACAUGGCUAAAAACACAACUUGCACACAAUUGCAGCUUUUUUUUUUUUUUACCUCCCCAGCUGAAAUGUUUUACACAGAAAUCACUUGUAUAGCGAAUAAAAUAUAGAAUAAAAAGACUAUUUACAAUCCUAAAAAAAUAAAAAGGUGUUGGUGCCCAGUUUGCUUGCGUUACUUUCUCUACUUACUUUUGCAUUAAUUUUUUACUUGCAUUACUUGCUUGAAUGUUACUUUGUUUACUUGCAUGCAAUACUUCUUUACUUGCAUUAUUGUAAGUUUACUUGUCAGCUUACUUGUUACCUACUUACUACUUGCAAUACUUUUACUGUUACUUUAUUUACUUGUUACCUAUUCUAACUACAAGCAUUACUUACUUUACUUAUUUUGCUUACAUACGUUACUUUCUGUACUUGUUACUUUAAGUGUACUUGCAUCAGUUUGUGUUGCUUCUUUAUUUGCGUUACUUUAAGUUCACUUGCGUCAAUUUAUUUGCAUUCCUUUCUUGUUAUUUACUAUUACUAUUACUUUAUUUACUUGCUACCUAUUCUACCUACUAGCGUUACUUACUUACAUACGCUACUUACUUUCCUUGUUACUUAAAAUAAAGAUUACUCUCAUUACUUUCCUUACUUACUUGUUACAUUCUUGAAUUACAUACAUAAAUUCAUGCGUUACUUUCUGUACUUACUUAUUACCAAUUGUACCUUCUAGCACUUACUUUACUUGUUGUUUUUUCUUUACAUGAUGCUUUACUUUCUUUAUUUGUUCCCUGUUACUUUAUUUGCAUUACUUUCUUUUCUUGUUCCAUAUGUUACUUGUUCCCUGUGUUAUUUACUCGCAUUACUUUCUUUACUUGUUCCCUAUGUUACUUUACUUAUUCCCUAUGUUACUUUACUUGCAUUACGUACUCCUUUUGUUACAUUAUUAACUUGCCUUACUUGUUACCUACUUUAUAUUUUCAGUCAUUAUAAAAACUCUAAUUUGUAUCCUGUUUUCCUCUAUUACAUCGGUUCCCCUCUUUUCCCUGUUAACACACCCCAGGCACUUAAUCAAGGCUGCAUGUACACCAAAAACCAAAGACUUUUUUUAUUAUUUGUUUUUAUUUAUUUAUUUAUACACAAUUUACUGUACAUAUAAAUCGACCAAUGAGGGUGCAGAAACUUUAGAGGAGCAUUGUAAAAGGAUUUGUUUCAUAGAGAAUUAUUCACACCAUGUACAAUAUUUUAGUUGAUGUAUAGUUUACAGAGUUUAGUUUCAGUAGCCGGUAUUUAACGACGAUAGAAAAGAAACCAUAACCGAGGGUCGCGUUAACGUUGGUGUCAACGUGAGGUUUACAUACAGCGGGAAACCGAAGACUCUUGCUUCUUAUUUAUGAUCACAAAAGUAUUCGAUUCAGUAAGGGAUUGAGAGCUGUGCUUAAUCCUGCAAAAAUGAAAAAGAACCAGAACUGAUGAAAGGAAUAAAACACCCCACAGUUGUAGUGUUUAACCAGGCUACAUCUUUCUUACGUUUUUGUUCCAUGUACAGAGAGAGCAUGCGUAGAUGUGUGAUCGUUGAAGAAAUCAGGUGCUGAUCUAGAUCAGGUUUAAUCUAAAGAUCAAUAUCUUUGUACUUGUACGAUCCGAAUCCAACGUAUAUCUCGGGGAAUAUGACGCGCUGAAUCACUCCCGUGGUAAAGACAAAUAUUUCAAAUGCACUAAAAUGAUAUUCUGGGUACGAACCAGUCAUGUGCCGAUUAUUUACCGGUUUUUAUCACAGUUUGUAUUGUUGGUACGGUGUUGUCCUUUUUAGUCAUUUAAUUAACUACUGCUUUGAAAUAUUUACUUAUCCCUGUUCUUACUACCUUCUGUACUAUUACUGUACUCCUUAUCCACAAUAACAAUAUUGUACAAAUUAAAUACGAUCUAUAAACGGCUAUCGGCACAUAUCCACUGGCGCGCCAGAAAAUGAAACUAAAAGACAUUUAGAAAUAAACUCCCUAUAAAACAGAGGGCAUUAAGAGUGUAGAUGAGCAGCACCUGCUUUCCACCUGUGAGAAAUUAAGUAUUUUAUUGCUGAAAGUGAACUGUGUGUGAGAGAUGUAAGUUUCACUAGUGAUGUUUCAAAAUGUAUUGCUCACUGGUGCUUUCACUGUAAUAAAAGAUUAUAACUUUUUUCUUUAAACGCCAAGUCACAUUAAGGUUUCACUUUAGCACGCAGUGUAGCAAUACAGCUCUGUCCUUAUGCAGCGCUACUUAUAAACCUUUCAUUACAAUUAACACAGCUGUCAAAUGUAUUAAUGUUAAGGUCUGGAUUGAAACAUUUAAACUAGAUUAAAAAGAACUGUAGGACUAAAGAGAG